ACCGCAUCAAGCCGUCACUGGCUUCAGUUCCUUCAGCUUUUCCAUCUCGUGAUCCCGCUCAUCCGCGCCGUCCGCGCUUCAGGCUGAGAGUUGUGACCAUUUCCUAGGUGAUUUUGAUUCUCCGACCAACUAAGUCGUACAAAUAAACGACGCUGCGGCGUCUCCUCAACUCGGCGCUCCGCACUGGUGGCCUACCAAGGCAGCUCGCAGCUCCAAAACGCCUGCAAUGCGGAUGGCUGCCAUAACAAGAUGGCAGCCCGGACGGGAUUGACUCUAGAAUGCAGAAUCAGCCGAGAUUCGCGGUUCGGUCCGAACCACGGCUGGACAGCAAGUGGCUCCACCGAGACUUACAGUGUGUCUUUUCUUACGAGGGACUAGCACAGUCUUGGAACGAACUAGUCAAGGAUGGAGAACUGCAAGCCGUGAGCGAGGAUGUGACGUCCCAGGCAAGAGAGCGCGUUGGGCUGUGCACGUGCGUGCCCCAGACGGGGGCCUCAGCAUGCCCGUGUCCAUCGUGCCCGCCCUCGGCCGACAGGGAGGCCUCGGAGCGGGACCGGGACCCAGCCCUUACCUCACGGACCCUCAUCGACGCCUGGGCAUGGGGUCCGCAGCCUUCACUGGACCAGCUAAAGGCGUGCCUGAAGACGCUGGUUUCAGAGCAGUACCAGCUCGGCUCGGAAGCGGCCGCCUCCACGCUUUCCUCUGUGCGCCUGAAGCAACAGCUGGCGGUAGCCAAGCGCUACUACGUGGCGCUGGUGAGGCGCCGAAGGGGAGGGGCCACGCUGCUGCCGCACUCUCCCAGCCUCCAGAGUGGCAACUUGCAGAGCCCCGACGUCCGAGGGGCCAAGAUGCCGUGCGAGCAGCCGAUGCAGGCUCUGGCCCGCGUCGGCUCUCGUGCCGCCCUCAGCUUUGCCUUCGCCUUCCUCAAGCGGGCCUGGCGCUCCGGCGAGGAUUCUGACCUCUGCGGAGAGCUGCUCCGGGAGUCCCUGGAGGCACUCCGGGCGAUGCCGGAGGCGUCCCUCUUUCACGAGGAGGCCGUUUCUCCCGUCUGGCUGGAGGUGGUUGACCGAGCCGACAACUUCCUGCGCUCUGUUGUGCUCGGAGACAUCAACGUCGGGGUCGGCCUCUCUCGCGGCUGCGGGCAAGUUCCGGUGCCGGAUCAGCAGCUGGCGCUGUCGCUCUUGCUGGAGCUGUCCAUUCAGCGGGGCACCCUCAGCCACCUCCUCGGCGGCGUCCUGCUCCUGCUUCAGUUGUGGGACAGCGGGAAGUACGAACUUGACAACAGGACAGUCUCUCACGGAACCAGCGUGCCCCUGGUGACACUGCUGAGAAGAUUCCAAGACAUCGGCUGCCUGCGACAAAAGCCAGGAGAAGGCUGUACUCUGACCGAUGAGGGGGUUCCCGUGGUCAGUCCCACGGAGUGCCUGCUCAGCCUCCUGACCCUGCCGGAGGACGAAUCCCUCUCGGUGGACCUUCAGCAGUGCGCUAUGGUUGUGAUGUGCCACCUGGAUCGCCUGGCUGCUCCCUACCUGCCGCAGAGUCCUACCGGCGCGGGCUCGACGAGCGCUGCCGGGAGUUCCACCCAAGACGUGCUGGCCUGGAGCUGGUCUUCCUGGGAGGGUGCCGAGCCGGUCAGUCUGGGCAACCUGGCCGACCUGUCGGUGGUCCAGAUGCGCUUCUUCAGGGACGGCCUCCUCGUCCUGAGCAGUUCGGGCAGGCUGUUUGCUCUGCAACAGGACAACUGCGGUCCGCGCAUGAUCGAGGGCUUUGAUGGUCGCGAAGUGGUGGAGGUCUCGAGUCACCCCCUGGCAGAUGGCUUUCUGGCAAUGACCGCCGACGGGGAAGUGUUCUCCUGCGGCGACGGCGGCUGCUUCCUGCAUGGUGACGAAGGUUCAAAGGAAACACCGGUCUUGAUCCAUGCACUAAGCGGAAAAGGAGUGAAGGGAAUCUCGUGCGGCAUUCGGCAGUGCGCAGCCUUCACCGCCGGCGGUCAGCUGUACGUCUGGACGAAGGGGUGUCGCAGCUGUUGGGGCCACGGCAACAGCGAAGACCACAACAUUGCGGUUCACCUGGCCCCGCUGAGGGGACAUAAGGUGGUGGGCGUGGCGUGUGGAACCGGAGAGUCUGGAGCUGUUUUUGCAGUCACAGAUGCUGGCCUCGUCUUCUCACUUGGACAUAGGGAGGACAGCAAACCGGGCCAGGGUGACUCUGAAGACCUGAAGGGCUCGCUUCGACUCGUCGACAGCCUGCAAGGCGUGGAGGUUGCUCGCGUGCUGUGUUGCACGCACUACAACUUGGCGCUGUCACGUGCUGGCACCGUUUACAUGUGGGGCAUGGGCAAACAGCACGACCUAGAAGGUCGGGUCAAGGUCGUUGGGGGUCUCGAAGGUCGCAGGGUCGUCGAACUCUCGGUGGGGUCGUCGCACUGUGUGGCAGUCACGCAGGACGGACAGCUGUACGUGUGGAGCUGUGGCGACUCGGCAGGUCGCGCUCCAACCGCGGAGGCCAGGCGUUUCCCCGUCGUGCCCCCUGCUGGAAAGACGCUCGCGGGCAUUGCGUGUGGUUACCUUCAGAUGUAUGGAUGGACAGCUGUGGAUCGCGGCUCGUUGCAUCUGCGGGAACCGUUCGUGGUUGACGUGUGCCCCACGACGGUGGAGCACGUGGACGAGCUGCUGACUUGGGCCUGCGAGGGAAUUGAUGUGGCGUGGCCGCCUCCACCUCAAGAGAAAGAGUGCAUCGCCACAGCUGCCCUCAACCUCCUCAGGCUGCAGAUCCAUGCAGCAAUCAGCAACGGUGUGGGCGCUGAACAGCUAGGAAUGGUGCCCGACUCGCGCCUGCUGGCUUCACUGAAGCAGAGGGUGGUCUCCCUCGCCAGCGGUUCCAACGUGCUGCCCACCAUUCAGCGCGCUGCUCAGCAGACCCUCCAAGCAGGCUGGAGCUUCCUGCUUCCCACCGCUGAUGAAAGGGCUAGAGCGCUCUCGGUCCUGCUGCUGAGCUCAGGAUCGCAAGCAUCAGACACCAACCUGGGUUCCGGACGACGCUUCAUGAUGGACCUCCUCGUUGGAAGCCUGAUGGCAGACGGCGGGCUGGAGUCCUCGUUGCAGACGGCCAUCAAGGUGGAGAUUCAAGACAUGGAAGACGCAAGGGAAAAGGAGUCGGGCAAGCAGCUCUCCAAGGAGAUGACAUCCAGCGGAGAACAGCUGAUGUCCGACCAGGCGCUCUUGGAGUCGGAGACCAAGCGGACGCAGGUGCUGUCGGAGGACGCCUCGUCCACCAUCCCGCUGCUGCACCUCGUGAAGCAGCUGCUCAGGAACACUGCCGUACAGACAAUGGGCAAGCUGCAGAGCUUCUUUCCGGAGAACACAACCACAACCCCGCAAUCUUCGUGCUUCUCGUUGAAGCUGAACGCCGACCACAAAGAGAUGUCGGCUUCCCUCGACCUCCUGCUGAGGUUCCAGCGCCUGCUGUUGGGCAAGCUCUACCCGCGCGAGGAACUGGCCGAACCUGCCAAUGGUCUCGAUGCCGAGGGCUACGGUGCCGCGUCCUUGCUGCGGAAAUACAUUGGUCUCCUUUCCUCCCACGCCGAGGACUGCCUGUCCGUCGCGUCGGUGCUGGCCACUCUGUCGCCGCGCCACUUUGCGCUCGCUGCCGCGGUGCUGGAGCGGGACCUCACGGGGAUCCUGCUCCCUGAGCUCCUGCUGUCCCUGAUUCUGCUGGAGACGAGCGCCCCGGAAGCCACGCAGGCGGCGCAAGUGGUGCCCACCCUCUCCCCCCUCCUGGAAAGCCUGGACUGCUUCAACCGGCUCGCACCCGGCUCGCACCUCGAGGACAGCCAAGACCUGUCCUGGCCCGGGGUGGGAGGUGGAACACUGACACCGCCCCCUAGCCAAAGAAUGUCCGACGACAUCAUGACCUUGAGGAGAGUGGACAUCGAAAACCACAAUCGAGAUGGUGGCUUCUGGUUGGUCAUCAGGGGCAAAGUGUACGACGUGCAGGAGUUCAGGCUCCGUGCGCCUUGCGGAUCGGACGUCUUCGUCAGAUAUGCAGGUCGUGAUGCCACUCAGGCGUUCGAGGCUGCAUGCCACUCCAAGGAAGCCAAAGAAAUGUUGAGUUCCUUCUUCGUUGGAAACUUUGUGGAUCAGGAGCAGGACGCGCCGCUGCUGGUGGACCCUGGGACGCUGUCGUCUCCGCUGUGCGACGCUGAGCGCUCGUUGGGCUACCUGCUGGGCCUGGGUCUGCACCACCGGGCUUGCGGGGCUCCCGUGCAACCCUGCGAGGCCCAACUGAGGACCUGGCUGGAAAGCCCGCUUCUCAGGGGAGGGGGCCUGCUGAGGGGCCUGCAACCCACGGACCCCUAUGACGAGGAGAAGGGGGAGGCUCGCAGCCAGGGGGGAUCAAGCACGGCCACUCCAGUAUCCGGAGUGACUCCGACGGAACCCAAGGGCACGACGAGCGGGACGGCGACCCCCUCGCCCACCUUUGGGAGUGGGGCGGUCCAGAGCGAGGAAGGGCUGCUGGAGGCCAUUGGGGAGGGGCGGCUGGACGAGCCCCUGGUGGCCAGCUUCCUCCGCACGGUGGACGCCUUCUGCGAGGAACAGCACCUGGCCCUGAGGAUGGACUUUGCAGCCGACCAUCCCGUCGAGGAGGUCGGAAGGUUGCUUCUGGUUGUGGCUGUGAAGCACCUGGGACUGGGCAGCAUGGCCCUCAACGUCGCUGAGCAGGCACUCCUGAAAGCCUCAACAGCCAGGACAUCCGUGACAUUGCCUCCGAUGCUGCAGGACACUGUGCGGAUGGUUCAGCAAGCCAAGUGGUCCCUCAUCAAGGCGAGACAAGACCUGAAUGGCUCCUACAAAGAGGUGUGCUGUCCCAUGUUCGAACGCUGCCGCUUUCUUUUCUACGAGCUGCGGCCAGCUACCAGCGGGGAGCUUGCUGCUCUCGAGAACCUGCAGCUCAUCAACGUUCCGUCGCGGUGGAAGAUGGUCGCUCGACGUCUAAUCCACGACAAGAGAACUCGCAAGGCCAACAGUUCAGCCAACCCAUUAAAGAACAGCUCUCCCACAGCCAACGAGAAGAUUUCGCUGCACGACGCUCAGAAUGAGGCGCUUGCCGAAUUGGAAGCAAAGCAGGAGGUGACCCACGCCCUUACUAAAAAGGGUGCAGCCGGACUCCCCGAAGCCAAACAAGUUCAUACCGAUCCCAACCAGCUUCUCUCCCAAGUUUUCGACUUUGUCAUGCAGGAGGUUGACGUGGAGCUUGUCCGGAAAGCCAUGUACUGCCAGAUGGAAAGGGCCAAAGUGAGGCAGAGCGGACUGGAGAGCGUUCUUGUGCUCCUGGAAAAAUCGUCCCUCCUCCCGUCGGUGAAGUACAAGCUGCAGUGCGGAUGGCAGGGGCUUCUGCCCUUUGGAAACAUGCCAUGGGAGCGACCAGUCCACUGCCUUUCCAAUGUGAACCUAAUCCCACCGUACCAGCGCAUUUCCCUCGAGUUGGCAUCCUCGAAAAUUGCCCUGUGGGCCGUUGCCGAGCUGCGAUCGCUGGUGCUCGACUGCUGCUGCUUCGAAGGGGACGACUCGGCUGUGGAUUCACAUCCUGGUCAUUCGUCACGGCGCCUUGUCUCCAAGGCCAGCGUGGACAGCGGAUCGUCGACGUGUGGGGGUGCCCCCGCAGCACCCUCGCGGUUCCUGCUCUCGGUGCUGGGCCUGCUCUCAGGAGACCACCAGGGUCGGGAGCUGAGUCUGCUGCUUGGCUCGGGUCUGCUCGCCCACCUGCAGACGCUGCUGCGCAUCUUGGGUCCCAGGCCCACUCGAACCCCGCGCGAGAAAAAUGCGGGGCUCUACGCCGUCCUGGAGGAGACCGUGCGCAAACCGCAGCCGCUCGCGCCCGUUCCGAGCGGCCCGGAGCUGGCAGCCAUGAUGAAGAUCGGCACCAGGGUCAUCCGCGGAGCCGACUGGAAGUGGGGAGACCAGGACGGUCCCGCCCCCGGCGAGGGCAGGGUGAUCGGGGAACUCGGCGAGGACGGCUGGAUCCGGGUCCAGUGGGACAAUGGGUCCACCAACUCCUACCGCAUGGGCAAGGAGGGGAAGUACGACCUCAGGAUGGCACAGCUGCCCCCCGAGCCCCGGCUGGAGUCGAGCUCGGACUCCGAGGACGAAGAAGCAACGACGACGGUACCCACUGGCCAGCAUCCCUCGGUGCUCCUGCAGCAGGCGUGCUACACCCUCCUUCGCUCGCUGUCCGUGUCUCUCGGACUUCACUCCGACUCUGUCCGACCCAAGGCCAUGGCUGUCAUGUCUGGGCUCCUGAGGUCCAUUGUGACCUCGGGGCAGGCUGGCCACUUUGAACUGCUGCUCGCUCCGAAGUGGCUGCUCGAGGAACAGCACCACGAGUGGGCGACACUGGGGUUCCUGCGUGGCACGUGUGCCACCCCCGCCCUGUGCAGGGCCCUCAGCUCACCCCCCUGGGUUAGCCUGCUGCUCCAGGUGGCGUCGGGAGUGACCGUGAGGUCUAACACCGGCCUCUCGGUCUCGUCUCCCUCCACGCUCCCCACCCAGAUCCAGGCACUGAGGCUCCUGAAGAUGUUGCUGCCGACGUGGACGUCCGAGGACUACUCCAAGCAGAGGAGCACAUUUGUGCAGGAGAUGAUUGGCCUGCUCGGAAAGGUGCUGGUCUCCUGCAGUGCUGACCCUACACUCCACAUUGCAGACCUGGCUUGGAAAGGGAGGAAAAGGGGUCGCGCACGGAUAUCCCUCACAGCAUCUCACAGCAGCACCGUGGCAGAGGAGUGCAUCUCUUUACUCCGGGAGCUCCAUGCGGUGUCGUCCUGGAGCCAGCCCAUCAACAGGCACUUGCAGAUUGGCUUGGAGAAUCUGGUGGAAGAACCAGCCACCGCAACCACCGAGACAUCUGCGUGCCAGUCCGCGGAUGCGCUCCUGCUUGAGCAGAGCGGAUCCCUGGCGGCGCUGGCCGUCCUCGGAGGCGUGGACCACAGGGUCCGUCUGGGCGGAACGGUGCACCUGCCCGAGUGUCCUUCGGAGAAAGGAACUGUGGCUGGGAUCUCGCUGCGCGGGAAACUCCUGGUGCACUGCCACACGCGAGACAUGCUCGUCAAGCGGCCGCUCGAACAGCUUGCUCCCAGCGGUGAGAACAGCUUCCAGCUGCAGAAGCUUCCCCUGAACGACGGCAUGCUUCGCACCUGGGCCGUGCUCUUGAACCGGGCCGUCUCCGUGUUACCCAAGCUGGGCCUCGACCGCCCCUCCCACUUCGCAGCCGGGAAUGAAGCAUCCAGCGUCAACGUGGGCCUGCUGACUCGGCAGCACCUCCUGCUUGGGACAAUUCGUGCCACUCGCGUGCUGGCGUCUCAGCAGUCUGUGCUGAGAAAAGUUUUGAUGCAGAGCAUCGCUGAACAGCAGCAGCAGCAGCAACCGCAGUCAAUGGCCGACAGCACCUGUGCUGAAGAAGAUUCGACCGCCGACGCCUUUGCACCAGUCACUCUCACGGAGCAAGUGAUGGCCGCCGCCACGCAACCGUCACCGCUUCGGCCUCUUUUCUCCAGGCUCGAGUUGGAGGCUGCCGCCGUGGCUCUUGUCCAGUUUCUGACGGCGGAAGGCACCCGGCACGAGGUGGCGGUGGCGCCCUCUGCCCAGCUGCCCUGCUCAGAGUUCAGGGAGGACGCCGAAGAAGAGGAGGAGGGCGCCCUGCGAAUGGCCUCUCCCUCCAGCGAGGACGGUGCCACGGCCGCCUGCGUGGCAGACCACGUGGCAGACGAUGCGACGGCCGUUUUGCCCAGCAGGAGCCAUAGGGCCAAAGCAAAGGGAGCAACGUCUCGGCGGCCAUCGCUGCCGACACCAGCUGGAGCGGCGCAGUCGUCUGUGCCCAUCGUCCAGCAGCUCGUCGAGAUGGGGUUCUCGAGACACGGCGUCGAAGUUGCCCUCAGUGCUCUAGCGGGUUCGUUCCACGUGAUGCCCAGUCCCGAGGCGAUUGUUUCCUGGCUUUUGGAGCACGAGGAUCAGGUGCCUUACCUCUCGGACGACGAGAGCAUAACGUCCCUGGACAACUGUUCAGAGUCGGAUUCCUUUUCGGAUGACCUUUUUGAUGGCGAUGCCAGUGGAUCUCUCAGGGAGGCAACGACAAGCACGACGUAUCUGUGCAGAGGAGACUUUGCGAACAACGACGAUUACGCCCAUCAUGUCCGGGACCGGAUCGAGCGUGGCAUGUGGGUCCGCUGUUGCCGGACCUAUGAGGAAGUUCACGAGGGCGACAUUGGCCGGGUGGUCGAGCUGGAUCGCGACGGCCUGCACGACCUGAACGUCCUGGUCAACUGGCAGCGCAAGGGCGGUGUCUACUGGGUGCGCUACAUCCACGUGGAGCUCCUCGGCUACUCGCACUCGUCCAGCCCUCCGCCGACGCCCGCUCCGGCCACUCCGGUCCCCUUAACGACAGCGACGCAGUCUGCAACGCAGUCCGGCGCCCUCCGCGUCGGCGACCGGGUGCGGGUGCGGCCGACGGUGUCGCAGCCCAAGUACAAGUGGGGGUCGGUGUCGCGCUCGAGCGUCGGCACGGUCACCAGUGAGUGCUCUGCGUUGAGCAUAAGCCGCACCGGGCGAGACGUGACCGUAGACUUUCCACAGCAGUCCAACUGGAUGGGCCUGGUCUCCGAGAUGGAGCGUGUGCCCACCCUUCACGAGAAUGUUAUCUGUGACGGGUGUGAUGCCACCCCGUUGGUUGGGUCGAGGUUCAAGUGCCGCUUCUGCAGAAACUACGACCUCUGUGAACGGUGCUUCAAGACGAACCAGAUCCACAAGCACCCUUUCAACCGCAUCGUCAGGCCUGGGGCACUGCCGAUGUAUGGGGGCUACCCGGGCGAGCGGACGCGCAAGAGGAAAGACCUGGAUGGCACUCAGGCCGGUUCCGUGGGAGCACCCCUCCUGGAGGAGUGGGGGCACUGCGUCAAGAGCCUGACGGUCUCUUCCAACGAGAGCAGCCUGCACCGUCUCAUCGACGGAACCCGUUCGGCCUGGCAGAGCUGUGGCACGCGGGGAAAGCACUGGAUAAGGCUGGAGAUGCAUCAAGGAGUAGUGAUCCAGCGGCUCCGGAUGACCGUGGAUCCGGCGGACUCGAGCUACAUGCCAUCGCUGGUGGUGGUCAGUGGCGGUCCCUGCCUGACCUGGAUGACGGAACUGGAGACGGUCCACAUUGGAUCCACAGACAGCCAAGUCACCCUCCUGGCUGACCUCAGAGAGUACUACCGCUUCAUUGAAAUUGCGAUCCGGGAGUGCCGAAGUGGCGGCAUCGAGUGCAAGGUGCACGGACUCUCUGUGGUUGGCCGUUCUCAUGGGGAGGACGAGGACCUCUCGCCGUCGUUCCCCUACUUGGCCUCUGACGGGGAGGACGGGGAAGACGGACCGGCCGCCGUGAACUCGCACGGGCCGUUCCAGCGGAGGGACCGGACUUCGGAGAGCUUCCGGGACCUACAGACUAAGGCCUGCGUCUGGGGUCUCAACGACAAGGACCAGCUGGGGGGGCUCAAGGGCUCCAAGGUGAAAUUGCCCCAGUUCUCGGAGACAAUUUCCUGCCUAAAGCCGCUGCACAUUGCCGGAGGCUCCAAGAGCCUGUUCAUUGUGUCACACGACGGGAAAGUGUAUGCCUGCGGGGAGGGCACCAACGGCCGCCUGGGACUCGGCCACUGCAACAAUGUGUCGUUUCCAAGGCAACUCACCGCUCUCGGGCAGUACGUUGUCAGGAAGGUGGCUGUCCAUUCGGGAGGCAGACACGCACUGGCACAGACUGUGGACGGAAAAGUCUUUUCCUGGGGAGAAGGAGACGACGGGAAGCUUGGACAUGGAAACAGGAUGAGCUACGAGAAGCCUCGCCUGAUCGAGGCCCUCAAGUCCAAGCGCAUCAGGGACAUCUCGUGCGGGAGCUCGCACAGCGCGGCCAUCACGUCGAGCGGGGAGCUGUACACCUGGGGCCUGGGCGAGUACGGCCGACUGGGCCACGGGGACAACCUCACCCAGCUCAGGCCUAAGCAGGUGUCCGCCCUGGCGGGCCACCGGAUCGUGCAGGUGGCGUGCGGCAGCCGGGACGCCCAGACGCUGGCGCUCUCCGACGAGGGCCAGGUCUUCUCGUGGGGCGACGGGGACUUUGGCAAGCUGGGGCGCGGGGGCAGCGAGGGCUGCAGCGUGCCCCACAACGUCGAACGUCUCAAUGGCCUGGGCGUCUGCCAAGUGGAGUGUGGGGCCCAGUUCUCGCUUGCCCUCACCCGGGCGGGACAAGUCUGGACCUGGGGAAAGGGAGACUACUUCAGGCUGGGCCACGGAUCGGAUGCGCACGUGCGGAAGCCACAGCUCGUGGAGGGCCUCCAAGGAAAGAAAGUGAUUCACGUGUCCGUCGGAGCACUCCACUGUCUGGCCGUGACGGAUCAGGGACAGGUGUACGCCUGGGGAGACAACGACCACGGACAACAGGGCAACGGGAACACGACGGUGAACCGCAAGCCCGCCCUCGUGCACGGCCUGGAGGGCGUCAAAGUCACCAGGGUUGCCUGCGGGUCGUCCCACAGUGUCGCCUGGACCACCUCCGAGACUGCCAGGGUGCAGGGACACGACCCCGUGCUGUUUGCCGUCGCCAAGGACCCCCUCGGAGCGUGCGCCCUCGGUUCUCCGGAUGUUCCGGUGAAAGUGGGCGGGGAGUCCACAUCCGAAGAUUCCUCGCGGGGUGCCACGUUGGUUGGCCAUGCAAAGCGAGGCAAGGCGGGCAGGCCCUCACUGACAAAGAUUGUGCUGUCGCUCGAAGGCGUUGAAGCCAAGCAGCAGGCGCUGCACCAGGUGCUGCAGGCUCUUCAGAUCGUGCACGCGAGGGAGAUGGUGGUGAGUGCACUGCUGCCUCACACUGGAGUGGCAGGCUUGGCUUGUCGACCUCAUUCGACCGAAGCGAGCCAGGGCGACAACAUCCUGCUACACCGGCCCGACUCCGGGAGGACUCUGGCCGGUUCCAGCGAUCCCCACCUCGCUCCAUCUCUGGACAGUCCGCCUCCGGGAAGGAGUCAGGCUCGGGACGACCGGAGUCGAGGGAAACCCGACCUGCGGGAGGCACCUACACUGACGGAGGAGAACGACCCACGCGUGGCCGAGAUGAUGUCGUCGGUGCCUUCGCUUCCGAGCUCCGGAAGCCUGUCGUCUCGGAUGUCAUCUGCGGCUGCCAGCGUCUUUGCAGCCACCUUCUCUUCCUCGGAGCAGGUGACGCCGGCAGAGCCCGAAGCCGCAAACUCGUUGCUGGACGAGUUCACCAGCGGGCUGACUGCCGAAGAUGCCCGUGCGCUGGUAGACCUGUUGAAGCUGGCGGUGGCAGCUCGUGCCGGCGACGCGGCCAAAGAAGCCAUUGCUGAUGUGCUCAAGGCAAUGGCUCUUGAAAACCCUCAGGUUGCAGAAAUGCUGUUGGAGAUUUGUGUCACGGAACUCGAGGAUGUGGCAUCAGACAUUGAAUCGCGACGCUCGGUUCCUUUGCCCGUCGUCCAGGAAUCUAGUCAUCCUUACACCGACGACACUACUCUGACUGGACACGUCAGAAUCUCAGGAGCUGAAAGCCUACAUGUGGAGUUUGACCGGCAGUGCUCGACGGAACGCCGCAACGAUCCGCUGUCGAUUAUGGAUGGGUCGGGCAGGAUUGUUGCCACUCGUUCAGGACGCGAGUGGUCCAACUGGUCUCCCGAGCUGCGCAUCCCAGGCAACGAGCUGCACUGGAAGUUCAGCAGCGACGGGUCGGUCAACGGCUGGGGCUGGCGCUUCACGGUGCACCCCGUGGUGGCCGCGGGGGGCGGCCCCGCCGACACCCUCUCGGACCGGGCCCUGCUCUCGCGGCCCUCGGUGGACCUGGUCGUCUGCCUGCUGGACCUUCGCAGCUGCGCCGACCGGACCAUUGCGUCUCGCUUGGCGGCUGCACUCGCCGCCUGCGCUCAGCUCAGCUACUUGGCACCGCUGCAGAGAAUGUGGGUGCUUCAUCAGCUGAGGCAGCUGAUGACCGCCGGAGUCGGAAAGACUCUCAAUGUUUCCCAGCUUCUAGUCCACAGCCCCAGCGGAUCCGACCUGUCUCCGGAGCAGCAGCCGACGAUCUUGAACCCGAGCGGCCCCAGUGAGACGGCCCUGGUGUGCCUACUCAAGGCCCUUCCCGAGACCCUGCUGCGUCAGUUUGAGUACGAGGACCCCAUUGUGAGGGGGGGCAAGCACCUCAUGCACAGCGACUUCUUCAAGGUUCUGGUAGCGCUGGCGUGCGACCUUGGACUGGACUCGCUGCCCUGUUCCGGGGACAGCCACCGGUGGACCUGGUUUCGGCGCUACUGCGCCGCGUCACGGGUCGCCACGGCUCUGGUGCACCGCACCACCCUGCCCCCGUCCUUCUGCCUGGAGGUGCGUCAGAGGAUCAGGGAGCUGGCCAUGGAGCCCUCGGAGAUGGACCUAUUGGGCGACCGAGAGGCGGACGACGAGGCAAUCUCAUCCGGAGACCACGAGGAUCACGCGGUCUUCAGGCAGGAGCACGACGAGCAGCUCAUUCACUGGGUGAACAGGCGCCCCGAGGACUGGACCCUCUCGUGGGGGGGCAGCGGGACCAUCCUGGGCUGGGGCCACAACCACCGGGGUCAGCUGGGAGGGGUGGAAGGGGCCAAGGUGAAGCUGCCCACGCCCUGCGAGGCCCUGAGCAUUCUGCACCCCACCCAGGUCGUCGGGGGAGAGCAGACCCUCUUUGCCGUCACGGCCGACGGGAAGGUGUAUGCAACGGGCUACGGUGCCGGAGGGCGGCUUGGCAUUGGCGGCACCGAGUCGGUGUCCUGCCCGACGCUGCUGGAGAGCCUGCAGCACGUCUUCAUCAAGAAGGUGGUGGUGAACUCUGGCGGAAAACACUGCCUCGCCCUGUCCGCCGAGGGAGAGGUCUACUCCUGGGGCGAGGGGGACGACGGCAAGCUGGGACACGGCAACAAGAGCUCGUGUGAGAGGCCGAGGGUGAUUGAGCUGCUGCGAGGGAAAGAGGUGGUGGACGUAGCCUGCGGUGGAGCCCACAGCGCUUGCAUCACCGCUUCGGGUGAGCUGUACACCUGGGGCAAGGGCCGCUAUGGACGCCUGGGCCACGGAGACAGUGACGACCAGCUGAGACCGAAGAAGGUGGAGGCCCUCUCGGGCUGGCGGGUGCGCUGCGUGGCGUGCGGCAGCGGGGACGCCCAGACGCUGUGUGUGACUGAGGACGACUGCGUCUGGUCCUGGGGCGACGGUGACUACGGCAAGCUGGGCCGGGGCGGCUCGGACGGCUGCAAGGUGCCACUGCGGGUGGAGCUGCUCCAGGGCCUCGGGGUGGUGCGGGUGGAGUGCGGCUCCCAGUUCUCGGUGGCCCUCACAGCCUCGGGCAGCGUCUACACCUGGGGCAAGGGGGACUACCACCGGCUGGGCCAUGGCACCGACGACCACGUGCGCAGGCCCAAGAAGGUGGCCGCCUUGCAAGGCAAGAAAGUGGUGUGCAUUGCGGUGGGUUCGCUUCACUGCGUGGCCUGCACGGACAGCGGGGAAGUGUUCACCUGGGGGGACAACGACGAGGGUCAAUUGGGCGACGGCAGCGUCAACGCCAUCCAGAAGCCCCGGCUGGUGAGCGUGCUCCAGGGCAAGAAGAUCAACAGGGUGUCGUGCGGGUCAGCACACACAGUGGCCUGGUCGACGUGCAAUCCCGGCGCCGUGGGUGCCGGUGGAAGGAUGCCACCCUCGGUGCCGCUGGAGUACGACUUGUUGCGAGACAUUCCCGUCCCAACACUGCGCAACCGCUACGCGCUCCUGUACCACUUCUCAGAGCUGUUUGCUCCGUCGGUCUCCAUGUUCGACCUGUCCGGAUCGAGCGAGGUCCAACAGGAGGGCUUGGACCGGCUGCGGGGGCUCCUGGUGUCAUCGGGCAAGGAGAGCGCCUUCCGCAAAGUGGUCCAGGCCACCAUGGUCCGCGACAGACAACACGGUCCCGUCGUGGAGCUGAACAGGAUCCAAGUGAAGCGGUCCCGCUCCAAGAACGGACUGGCAGGACCCCACGGCACCAGGUCAGUCUUCGGUCAGAUGGUGUCCAAGAUGUCGCUGCUCACGCAAGAAAGCCUGCUGCUGCCACACCGCGUCUGGAAGGUGAAGUUUGUCGGCGAGAGCGUGGACGACUGUGGAGGCGGCUACAGCGAGUCCAUCGCCGAGAUGUGCGACGAACUGCAGAACGGCUCACUGCCACUGCUCAUCCUGACUCCCAACGGAAGAGACGAGGCUGGCACCAACCGCGACUGCUUCCUGCUGAACCCGGCCGCAGCUACGCAGCUUCACAUGAACAUGUACCACUUCCUCGGCAUGUUGAUGGGCAUUGCCAUCCGCACUGGAAGCCCGCUGAGCCUCAACCUAGCCGAGCCCGUCUGGAAGCAGUUGGUGGGGCUCCCCCUCACGCCGGCCGAUCUCAACGAAGUCGACAGGGACUACGUGCCAGGUCUGAUGUGCAUUCGGGACAUGGAGGCAGAAGCGUUCCGGAAGCUGGACAUGCCGUUUGCCACUCACAGCGCAACGGGCCAGGAGGUGCAGCUGAGCGCGAAAUACCAGAGAACCACGGUGGAGAACCGCGCCGAAUACGUCCGACUUGCCAUCAACUACAGGUUGCACGAGUUUGACAGACAGGUGGCAGCCGUGAGGGAGGGCAUGUCCAAGGUCAUCCCAGUUCCCAUGCUCUCUCUUUUCACCGGCUACGAGCUGGAAACAAUGGUGUGCGGCAGUCCCGACAUUCCGAUCCAGCUCCUAAAAGCCGUGGCGACGUACAAGGGUGUCGAGCCAGACAGCCUGCUGGUUCAGUGGUUCUGGGAUGUCAUGGAAGAGUUCACCAAUGCCGAGAGGUCGCUCUUUCUCCGCUUUGUCUGGGGGCGCACUCGGCUCCCCAGGGCCAUCGCAGACUUCCGUGGACGAGACUUUGUUCUUCAGGUUCUGGACAAGUACAGUCCGGCGGACCACUUUCUGCCGGAGAGCUACACCUGCUUCUUCUUACUCAAGAUGCCGCGGUACUCGUGCCGCGCAGUCCUCCGAGAGAAGCUCAAGUAUGCGAUCCACUUCUGCAAGUCCAUCGACACAGACGACUAUGCGCGGGUCGCGCUUGGCGCGGAGGACGACGUCGACGUGGGCGCCAAUUUCGCGGAGGCAGUUGCGAGCGGCGCUCCGCAGGACGAAGGAAUGGCGACGAGCGAUAGCGAGGGCGCAGCAGUGGAGUCCUUGGGGGGUGCUUCCGACGAGUGCAGUAGCGAGGUUUGACAGACGAUGGAUUCCUGAAAUACGACCACUGCAAACGUUUGUCGUUCGAGGUUCAAAGAGAGCAGGGGCUCUAAGCUGGACACUCAGCGAGAUCGCAAACUACCACGAUUGCCCAGCAUCGUGCUGCAAUCCACCAAGGUCAAGCGCAGGCAAAUUGCGGCGGUUACCGAUCUCUCCGAGUGUCCAACUUUGGGAGCCCCAGGCCAGCCUCAAGGCAUUGAGUGUUUUGAGCUGUUUUUGUGUAGCGCCUCUACCGCUACGAGGAGCAUGCAGAGCAAAUCUGCUCUGCACGCUCCUCAUAGCUGUCUUUCAUUAGAGGAUUGCGUUGUGCGAGAAAUUUUUUUCUUCAUUGCUUUGUUGUCCAGAUUUUAGUUAUUGCAUUUUUAGUCAUUACAUGUUUUGUACCAAUGAAAAGCCUUCAUGUUAUGGUGCUACAGUAAAACCUCGUUAUAACAAAGUUGAAGGAGUGAUCGUAAUUAUUUCGUUAUAACCAUUAGUUUGUUAUAGCCAAUGUCCAUUUCUUCCCUAUUAGCAAGCAAGGGGAAUUAUGAUUGCUUUGUUAUAUCCCAUUUUGUUAUAACGAGGUUUUACUGUAUGUGUUUUUUUUGUUUUUUUUAGGAGAAUGUGUGUGUGUGUGCUCUUGUUGUUCUGGAACAGUUUGCUAUUGAGACCACUUUAAAAGAACAAGCUGCAGCUGUGAUGCAUGUUGAUGAGAUUAUACUUAAGUAAUUGUAGAUUAUGUAUAGUAACUUUUCGUUUUAAAACUAUAUAGCCAAGAAUACCGUUACUUGGAAACACUGUGAUGACUACUAGUAACUGUCAGAAUACAGAGGGCAUUUAUUAGGGGGCAAACACCAUUUUGUUUAUAAGUUGUCACACAUGCUUUUGAUAUAUACAACUACAGUCUUUGUUAGCAAUGCCAUUUUGGGGGAUGAGCAUUUCUCUUCAUUUGUGCUAAUAAAUUGUUUGUUGCAGAA
Ixodes scapularis (black-legged tick) is the source of this 16264-nucleotide messenger RNA. It is a transcript of the gene HERC2, whose product is annotated as E3 ubiquitin-protein ligase HERC2. Gene Ontology annotation, molecular function: zinc ion binding; protein binding; ubiquitin-protein transferase activity. The record is from RefSeq and is a predicted model, not a curated record. Bases 279 to 15287 code for a protein of 5002 amino acids. The transcript is spliced from 81 exons. NCBI's taxonomy places the organism in Eukaryota, Metazoa, Arthropoda, Arachnida, Ixodida, Ixodidae. Gene Ontology annotation, biological process: protein ubiquitination.